Closterium sp. NIES-67 is the source of this 4849-nucleotide messenger RNA. Lineage: Eukaryota; Viridiplantae; Streptophyta; Zygnematophyceae; Desmidiales; Closteriaceae. The record is from the annotation of a GenBank genome assembly.
UCUCAUAGCAGCAGCCUCUGUCCCGAGCUAACUAACUACAGCACCAGACCAGCCCAUGCCGUCGAUUCCCGCCUCCAAACCCGCUAAAGACGCGACCCUGAGGUUAGACAAUCCCAGGCCUCUUUGUCGCCCUCCCCACGUCGCAUGUCGUUCGCGCACUAUACUUUCACUGGAAGUGGCCGCCACUUCUCCCCCCUUCCCACCACCACCGCCGAGUCCCUUUCAAAUCAGAUUACAGUACGCCGCACCGCUGCAUACGUAGUCAUUCCUCCUCUCACCCCGUCCCACCGCACCCAUUCUGUCGCAAGCAAUCCCCCUCACGUUCCCUCUCGCCGCAUUUCCCUCCCUAUUCACCGAACCUCUCCUCCCCCAUUCCAGUCCUCCUCCGAAUCUCUCGACGCUCUCACCCUCACGUUCCACGCUUGUAUCUCCCCCUCUUAGCCAAGCCAUUCGUCUCGCACCCUCUGUCCCGUACGAAACAGCUCACUACGGGCCACGUGUAGUCUAAGUACACGAGUAGUACCCCCUCCAAGUUGCCGCCGCGACAUUUCUACGCGCGUCGUAUGCCCGGCUGUUGUCUCGCAUCGCAUCGCGUCCGUUUGCGCGUCCCGCCAUUCAGUUGCGCACCGAGUAGCCAAUCCCGUCCUGCCACAUUUGUCGCAAUGGCGAUUGCUAAAACUCAGCGAGAUUGUCCUAGGUUCUACCUCAGUUUCUCGCGCACUUUCAAGGUUGGACUCUUGACUAGUAAUAGUCACUCUCCCUCUCACCCUUCAUGCGAGGUGGCAUUUGCCUCGGAGUCGGAGUCAGCUCACGCAUCAUCAGGCCGCGUCGCACGACCCGUGCGACGUUCAAGCUGCGAGCACUCCCUUCCGCUAAUAGUGCUAAUAGUACUACUCCUACUACUAGCGGCGCUGCUCCGAGUCCCCCCGCGCGCGCAUCAUGGUUCCCGCAAUGGGUGACGCUACUACGGGUAGCAGUACGAGUCGGAGCCGAGCCGGUAACAACUUGAAACCCCUUCUCCACACCGAGUCGUGCCCCGUAACCGGCGCGUGCGGCAAGAUCAACUCCACAUCUCUUUCCCGGACCGCCGGCCCAGAAUGCCGCCGCCUCGGCCUCGGGUCCACGUCAUCGUCGUCAGCGGCGCCGGGGAUCGGCGCGGCGACCCCCUGGCUCCUACCAGUGGCUUCCGCCGCCGAGCGCGGCAACCAGCCGCACGCGGGGGACGUCGUUCGACGGAAACCACGCGGACUAACUCCGUUAACUACCACUACUACUGCUAGUAGUAGUAAUACUACUGGUAGUAGGUAUUUCGUGGUGACGAAGGAUAGUCCCCGCGGACCUAGCAUUGCCGCUCUGGCGGCUUCCGCCGCCGUGCGCAGCCCGCACGCGGAGGUCGUUCGGCGGAGAGCCGCGCCGUCGCUCGACAUGGACGCGGUGUGGGGCGACGACGCGGCGGCGGCGGCUUCCCCGGAGUCUGCGCGCAGCGGAUGCUCAGCUGCGGAAGGGAGAUGGGGGAGGGAAGGGGCGAUCGACAAAAGAGGCGGAAUCGGCGGGGAAGGCGCAACCACAGGGGGAAAAGGCGCGGGUGGAGGGGAAUCAGGCGCGGGGAGAAGCGGUGACUCGUCUGACAGCAGCGGGGGGGAUGACGGCGGGUGUCUCCGUCUCUUGCGCUGCCCAGGGAGUAAAAAUGCUACCAGCGGGCGCAAGAUGAUAAGCCCCGCCGCCGGUUCCGCCACAGGCGCCGGUCCGCCUGCGCGCGGCGCUUCCGCCGACCUCUUCCGCGGCUUCCGCCGCUCGCGGUCGACGUCCCACUGGGACGAGAAAGCCCACGAGCGAUCCAGGGGCGGCAUCGGGUUUCGGGUUACCCACGGUGGGUCCCUGCCGCGUGUCAGGUCCGCAUCGGCAAUAGCAGGGGGAGACGGAGGGGGAGGCGGAGGAGGAGGCGGAGGAGGAGGGGGCGGGGGAGGGGGAGGGGGAGGGGGAGGGGUUUGGGGACUUCCCCUUGAAGCGGAAGGGGCGGAAGGUGUGGCACCAGCGCCAGCGGCAGCAGUAGCGGUUCGGCUAAAGACUUCCUGUUUUAGCCCCGGCGGGCGCGGCGGCUCUUCCGCCUCGCCUUAUCUGCCCGCCGCCGCGGCGUCGUCACCUCGACAUCCGCCCCACCCGCCUCAGCCGCCUCAUCCGCCUCAUCCGCCCGCGUCUGUUGAGGUGCCUAAAAAAUCGUCACCUCGUCAACUGCCCCACUCGACCCAUUCCCCUUGGCGCCAUCCGCCUCAUCCGCCUCAUCCGCCUCAUCCGCCUCAUCCACCGCCCGCGUGUUUUGAGACGCCUCAAAGCCCUCAAAAGCCGUCAACUCGAAAAUCGUCGCGUCGCCAUUCGGCCCAUUCGGCCCAUUCGCCUCAUUCGCCUCAUCCGCCCACGUCGUCGUCGCCUCGUCAUCCGCCCUCCCCCCGACCUCGACUGACCCGUUCCGCUUCCGCUUCCGCCACCGUUGCGCCGCCGCGGGAAGGGGGCUGCAGCGCCGGUUGUUCCGCGGAGAACGUUCCCUGCCGCGCUGCUAACCCUUCCGCCAAGCUCGCACCGUGCAUUCCCGGAGUUUUCGACGCGCCUCGGCAGCCGGGGCUCGCGGAAGAGCAACUGGUGGCGGAAGCGGCCGAGAUGCUUCGCGGACUGUGCAGCGGGAGCAGCGGGGGCAGCGGGGGCAGCGGGGGGGAGAAAUUCGAGGGGGAACCGCUGGGGAAAGAGUGGUUUCGGGGGAAGCAGUUGGGGGGGAAGCAAUUGGGGGAAGAGCAAUUCGGGGGGAAGCAAUUCGGGGGGGAGCAGUUUGGGGGAAAGCAGAAUGGGGGAGGUGGGGGGAACGCUGGGGGAAAGGUCGGCCAUACUUCUGAAUUCCCUCCAAGGUCGUCGCAGGUUGGGGUUGGUGUUGCCACCGAUAAUCCACCACGGGUUCCUAUAAAGAGUAUCUCGUUACAAGUACAGGAGCGGCUGAAGCACCUGCAGAUACAGACUCUAUAUGCAGUCGAGCUGGAAAUGUUUUCUGAUUGCGAGUGGGGUGGUGGUGGCGAAGUGGAAAAGGUAAAUUUAGCAAAAAACGCCUUUCGCCCACCUCCUUUCCCCCAUGCGCCCAUGUCUUCCCCAUCCGCCUCCCCCCCUGCACCCGUCCCCUGCUCUUCCCCCUCACCAAACCACCCAUGCAAGCCUAUAUCAUCCAUUUUUUCCCGCCCCCCUCCCCUCAUCACACACCACACUCAACCAGACUCUACCCCGUCUUCGCCCCAGUCCCCCUCCUCCCCCUGUCAUUCCCCCACCUUCCCCUGCGCCAUGCCCCCCAUCCCCUGCCCCAUUCUCCCCGACCCCUCCCCCAAUCCCCCUUCCGUCUCCCCCUCCAAGCCCCCCCGCUUCCCCCCUCGUUCUCCCAAGCUUACCCCAUCUUCUUCUCUCCGGGCAUCCCAGCAGCCCUUCGAAACGCCUCUACAGUUCCCCCCUCACUUCCCCAAGCCUUCCCCCUCCCCCUCCCCCUCUCUCAAAAAUCCCUACCCUCUUAUCGAGGCGCCUCAACAGCUCCCCCCUCGCUCCCCCAAGCUCUCCCCAUCCUGCUCUCCCAGGGUCUCCUACCCUCAGGCAUCCCAAGGCAGGCGUCCCGGCCUCUUCCAAAGAAUGCACGAGGAGGAAGCAGACGCAGACGCGGAAGGGGAAGCGGAUUCGGAAGCGGAAGCACGGCCGCAUACAAGUGCUUUGCUGAAAGUGGGUGAAGGAGGUGCGAGGAGACGGAACACAGGACCAACACGGGGAAUGCAGGAGGAGGGAACAGGAGCAGCAGCAGCAGCAGCAGAGGCAGAAGCAGAAGCAGAACCAGAAGUAUGGCAGCAUACAAGACCUUUGCUGAAAGUGGCUGUAGGAGAUGUGAGGAUUCGGAGCACGAGACCAACACAGGGAACGCAGGAGGGAGCAGGAGCAGAAGCAGAAGGAGAAGGAGAAGGGGAAGGGGAAGCAGAAGCGUGGCAGCACACAAGACCAUCGAACAGCUUGCUUCUUUCCGGUUCAAGGAGUUUCCAGGAAAGGAGCUUACUAGAGAGGACUGUCCAGGCUACAGGCUCCCAGGAAGAGAGCCCGUUUCAGCUGAGGAGUCCUGUGAAGUCGUGUCUAGUGCUGGCGGAUGCGGGUGUGGCCGGAGGGAGAGGCAGGCUGAAGAAGCAGGUGUCGUUCAGCCGGGUGGUGCACGUGCGGCGCUUUCAGUCGUGCGAUGCGAGCAUUGGAGGGCAGGGGUGAUGCUGCUGAGCUGCAUUGCUGGCGUGAGGUGAGUGGCCGGCUGAAGAAGCAGGUGUCGUUCAGCCGGGUGGUGCGCGUGUAGCCGUUCCCUUCGUGCGAUUCCUUCCCUGACCUGGGUGACCUGGGUGACCUGGCUGACUGAAAAUUGACAUGACUGACUGAGGGUUGACGUGACUGACUGAGGGUUGACGUGACUGACUGAGGGUUGACGUGACUGACUGGGGGUGGACGUGACUGACUGAGGGUUGACGUGACUGACUGAGGGUUGACGUGACUGACUGGGGGUUGACGUGACUGGCUGAGGGUUGACGACUGACUGAGGGUUGACGUGACUGACUGAGGAUUGACGUGACUGACUGAGGGUUGACGUGACCGACCGGGGGUUGACACGACUGACCGAUGACUGACCAAGGGUUGUCAUGCCUGACUGAGAGUUGACGUGACUGACAAGGUGGACCUUGAUGUCAUGGCAUUUCAAAUGAACAAAGGAACAAUGCAACUUUUACCGGUAGUUGAUUAUACUUUUGUCGCGGUAUGAGUCUCUUGAAAUGUACAGGACAUGUAUUCUCAUAUGAAAGAUGUG